Messenger RNA from Syngnathoides biaculeatus (alligator pipefish), 3951 nucleotides. RefSeq names its product fidgetin. NCBI's taxonomy places the organism in Eukaryota, Metazoa, Chordata, Actinopteri, Syngnathiformes, Syngnathidae. Bases 402 to 1574 code for a protein of 390 amino acids. The record is from RefSeq and is a predicted model, not a curated record. The transcript is spliced from 3 exons.
AGUGUGUACUGCUGAGCCGCGACUGUUUACAGCGGAGUAACAUGAGUUGACCGGCUCGUCCCGCCUACACCAUAACUCUAAAUGCAGAACCACAGCUGCGGUUCCACAUUUGAGGCGCUAAGCAAAAUAGAGGACUCCAGAGUGGGGGGAAGACAUGAACAAAUGGAGAUCAACAACAAUGUGUGUUGCGCAUAUGAAGGGAAUGGAUCUGGGGGACUCACAGGUGGUGGUGCGUCCCAGCUACCUCCAGGUGUGAGAUGAACCAUGGAAAGGUGCAGGGGUCCGCUCACUAGCCCAGCUCGCGUCCGCAGCCCGGGGGGGUCCUGCAGCAUGCAGCGGUGCUCUCACUAGCGCCCCGUGGACCUGGUCCUGUCCUCCUUACCUGGGGCCAGGGCUGCAGAAUGCUCAGUUCUGUCACCCCUUACAGUCUAUUGAAGAUGCACUGGUCUCCGGAGCACACCGCCCCUAUAUCUCAGUGGCCUGAGCAGCACCUAGACGUCACCUCCACCACUUCUCCCCCGUCUGCCCACAAAAAUGAGCCCUACCCCUCUUCCGCUCGGCGAAAUUACACUCACACAGGUUACCCGUGGGCCAGUGAUGACAUAUCGGCCCUUACAGCUUCUUCGCUUCUCAAGCGCUACGCGGAGAAGUACUCGGGACUGGAGCUGCCCUACGAGCGUCCUGCUCCAGCGGCCUACCCAGAGCCCGGAGCUUUUCUGAAAACUGAAUCGGAACCCUGGGCUCUCAGCCAGGGCAUCGAAUGCUACCCCGGACUUGAAGCGCUAACGGGCAGCAAGGUGGGCUCUGGAUCCGUGGGCAUCCCCACCACAGGAAGUGUGACUGUCGUCAGCAGUAACUUGGCCACCGACGGGAGCUACAGUUCUGGCGGCUCCUGCAGUGCCCCGUCAUCCCAGGACUACCCCCCUGCCUACAACAGCACCUAUCUGUCCUCAGGAUACUGCCCUCAGCCAGCCACAGCACUUCCCCCUACCCCUCUUCACUCUUUGCAGGCCGGACCCACUCUCGUGCCCAGCUACAGCGCCAGCACUCCAGUCUACAACUACCCCCCAGGAUGCUACCCCCAAAACAACCUCUCUUCCAGUUACAGCCACCCCAGUGCCUCCUACUUACCACCAGGGAUUAGCGCCCCUACUCCUCUGGCGCCCAGGCCCACUAUGGUGGGGGGCAGUUACAGCUACCCUUCACACAGUCUCGGGGCAGGCACCGAGUCUGGAGCACCACUGAAACGCAAGGCCUUUGAGAUGGGAGAAGAUGCCGGACAAGAGGGAGCCGAGGUGGAGGGGUCACGCUACAGAAAAUACGGAAACGGCCUCAGCAAAGGCAACGGGCACGGCAACGGCUAUGACGUAAGCGGUUCCGGUUCAGACCCGCAACCCUACAAACCGGGGAAGCCCCUCAUGUCACCCUCUUAUCGCGGGGCAGGAGAUUACAGCCCCCCGUCUAGCCUAGCGGUGGAGAACGCGGCUGGGGAGCACAGCUUUCCUCAUCAGAGGAUGCCCAUGAAGAUACCGGCGUCGCACACCCGAGCCGAGGACCCCGCCGGGGGCCACUGACGACCCCCGCGGCUUUUAAGAAGAUUCCCUUGUGUUUGGAACCGGGGGGUUUUAACCCAAAAACAGUCGGUGAUGAACGUUGCAAGUAUCAGCAGAUGCGUUUGAAUAUCACCUGCGACCACAAGAGGGCACAAGAUUAAGGUUUACGAUACCUCAUCUUUUUCAUUCGCCAUGUUUUCCCAAAGAUACACAAGGGCAUUUUAUUCAUGCGAUGUUAGGGUAAGGAAUUCUCUACGUUGAUAACGAAAGUUGAAAUGUAUGCUUCUCUCAGGAUCUAUUUAUUCCUUUCUGCUACUGUGGCAGCACCGUGGGAAUGUUGCUUUUUUUGGGGGGGGGGGGUAGUUGGCAUAAUUAUUAUAUGCGGCCAUGAGUUUUAAUAGGCCCAUGACUGCAAUGUUCUACGAGCCGACAAAGAAAUUUUCUGACCAAAAAGUAAGAAGAGCAAUAAUUCAAAGGGUGAGAUUGCCGUACUACUUCAGCACAAUCAUGCAGUAGCUGAUUCAGAGGCUUGAGGGAAUGAAUGUCCUGAUAGGCGCCCCCGCCCUCUUUUGCUUCCUGCCUCUUAUGUUCAACCUGUUCAGUGCUACUGUUUUCCUGUUUAUACAAAUCAUGCUGCUUAUGUAAAGCUGGCCUUUAAAUUGUUUUACUCCAGGAUCUCGUUCCUGCGCAUUUUCACGUGUUUUGGGCAGUGUACUUCACGUAUGCGACUUUGGGCCACGUUGUUUACAUGCAGAUGUUCAAAGAGGCUUCUUCUGAAACUUCUAUGAGAAUCCAGUCAACAUUUUGUCUUAAAUAUGAGCAACAAUCAUGCAACAUACUGCUGAACUUAAUGUAAUUGAGUGGCUGCGGUCUUCUGCACCUGCCAUGUAAACAAGUGCAAAACGGGCCCGCUCGGAUUUACUUUACUGAUAUUCAUUGUCUUUAUUUUUGCCUCUUGGAAGGAAGAUUUAUCGUCAUGUGAUUGAAUACUCAGGAAAAAUAUUGUUACCUCAGCAUGAUGAUGGAUAAGAAUGUAUAUUAUUACCUUUGGAGUGCUUGUCGGGAGCCCUUUGGAGCAAAACUGGAGCUGUCGAAAAGCAAAGCGUACUCUGAGCUCUUCAGGGAAUUUACAAGGCCUUUGACAAUAAUGGUAAAAAUGCACACACACGCACACGCAUGCACACACACACACACACACACACACAAUGCUUUGUUGCUGUGGGAAUAAAAAUGGAUAUUUGUACCAGGGCCUGAAAUGUUGAAUGUAAUUUCAUUUUGUUUUUUUUUCUUAUAAGAAACAACAAUACAUGCCAUAAUGUACAUCAAUGACAUUUUUAGAUAUAUGAAACAUAUUUUCUUCAUGUAUAGAUAGAUUCCUAUUUAGAUUUUGGUGAAGACAUAAAUGAUGUUAAGUGUUAGUUUAUGUAGUUUGCAACAAGGGGAAUGGUUUUUUGGACAAACCGCAUAUAAUAAGUAAAAAAAAGCAAAAAAACAAACGGACUUCAAUAUAUGUUCUCCAUGGAUAUGUUUUUUUUUUACUGUUUUAAUGUCUGUUUGUUUUCUGUUCUUUUUAUUAGUUUUUUUACAGCAACUGAUUGAUAAAAUUUCCCCCACAAGGGAGGAAGUUUGUGACAAUAUUGCUUAGUGCCAUUUUAUCAUUGAGCUACAUCAAAUUUAAUGGCACGACCCUCCUGGAUUGUAGGACUUUGGUGGAAAAGUAGUUUUCAAAGAGGGCACAAAACGUGCAAGAUUCAGUGUGGCGAAAUUAUAUCUGAAAGCCUUUUUGCAGCAUUAAGCAAGUAUUGCAGGUACCGUUCAAAUUGUGAUGCAUGGCCUCAGUUUCAAAUGUACACGGGAGAUCAAAAAAGUGAUACAGUCUUAUAAAAAAGUAUUUAUGCGCUUAGCUACAGGAAGUGAAUGCUCUUCGGUGUCACAAAAGCAAUAUACUACACAAGCUGUUCUUUUCAUUCGGUGAGAUUUGUUCGACCCAAAAUUGAUUUCAGUGUUAUCUUUUUUGUUGUUGUUGUAGUAUCUUGUGCAUUCUCUGUAACCUUUUCUACCUCAUUUUGAAGACAUUGUACAUGGAAAUAUUUAUUUCAUGUCCUUUCAUAUGCCAGAUUAGGAGCAACGUUUCUCUAUUUUGACUUGUCAUAGUCUACCUCAUUAAAGCUGUUGUGUCAUGAAAAUGAAGAUAUCGGAAUUGCAACCCAAUAAUUACAUUUUUGUCUUUUUUUUUUUUUUGUCUAUCAAACCAAAAAUGUUUGAGGCUUGAGUAUUGUCUUUCACUAAAAUGUACAAUGUUGACAACUCCAUCUGGCACUAGUGUUUCGUCUUCUACAGCUUCUAUUACAUGGUCAUGACAUGCCAGCACAGACCUUCUUUUUUAUCUACUCUUUUG